Manacus vitellinus (golden-collared manakin) is the source of this 2702-nucleotide messenger RNA. RefSeq names its product lactamase beta like 1 (gene LACTBL1). The transcript is spliced from 6 exons. NCBI's taxonomy places the organism in Eukaryota, Metazoa, Chordata, Aves, Passeriformes, Pipridae. The record is from RefSeq and is a predicted model, not a curated record. Bases 600 to 2306 code for a protein of 568 amino acids.
GCAGCAAAUGGGGAAAAAAAUUCCAUCAUUCAUCUAGAAAAGCUGGAUCUGCUCAGAUGAUCUAGCUGGUAGCUGCCAUGAACAGAUGCUGACUCUGGAAAAGAAGGGACUGGAAAGAUAUCCAGGGAUAAGUCCUGAUGGUUGAGAAGGGUGGAACUGAGAGCAGUGUCUGAGAAUCCUGUCUGAUGGGUGUUAACCUGCAGGGAGGGGGAAGGCAGGAGUGGUUGUGUUCUUCUGCAAGAACCCACAAGGUAAGGAUUACAAACCCCACUGAAAGGCAAGAAGUCAUCUCUGGUUCCAGUUAUCCCAACACAGGCUGGUGUGGCCAGCUCUGGUGCUGAAAUUAUUCCAGAAUCCCAGACUGGUUUGGGUUGGAAAGGACCUUAAAACUCAUCUCAUUCCACCCCUGCCAUGGGUAGGGACACCUUCCACUGGACCAGGGGGCUCAAAUCAAUCCCUGUCCCUUCAGCAGCUUUAUUCUCUGGUGCAUGGGGCCUCUCUCACCAGCUGAAAUGCAGGAGAGGUGUUUUCUCUCUCUCUGACCCCUUUUCUGCUUGCAGAAGGCUCCCAGCAGCUGGAGCUUCCUCAAACUCCCUGCCAUGGAGGUGAAGUGGAUCCAUGUGUUGGUUGUCUUCCUCUUCCUGCUGUCUGUGGCAAUGACAGGCUGCUUCCUGUGGCAGUACAGCCUCCCCAAGGUGGAGCCCGGCCCUUCUGUGAUGGAAGUGAGGUCAGAAGCUGUGCAGAUGUGUCCCCGCUACCCUGAGCCGGUGCCGCUGGACCACCCCAUCCCCAUCCUGAAGGAUGCCUUGGAGAAGGUGGAUUUGAUGCUCAGGCAGAAGAUGCACAGCUCAGGGCUGCCAGCCAUGUCUGCCAUCGUCAUCUACAACGACACAGUGCUCUGGACAGGAAACUUUGGGAAGAAGAACAUCUCCGACCCCUCCUCGGCUGUGCCCAACGAAUACACCAUUUACAGAAUCGCCAGCGUCUCCAAGAUCUUCCCCACCAUUAUGCUGUACAAGAUGUGGGAGGAAGGCAAGGUCACGUCUCUGGAUGACCCCUUGGAGCGUUAUGCCCAGAACUUUGUUAUCAAGAACCCCCUGGGAAGGCUGAGGGACUCAGAGCAGAGGUACACAGCAGAUGGGCUGGUGUUUCUGGAGAAGGGCUCGAUGCCACCGAAGCCAUCGCCCGUCACCCUGCGCAGGAUGGCCAGUCAGCUCUCAGGUCUGCCCAGGAGGCUGAGAUCCACCAGCCUGCUGUGGAAGGGCACCACGCAGGACGCCCUGGCUCUCCUCAAGGAUGAUGUGCUGGUGGCUGAUCCAGGAACCAGGUGCCACUACAGCAACCUGGCCUUCUCCCUGCUGGCCCACGUGCUGGCCGAGCACGGGGCCGACGGGCAGUACCAGCGCUGGAUCUCGGAGCACAUCCUGGACCGGCUGGGCAUGGAGGACACGGGGUUCGACCUCACGCCGCCCGUCCGCUCCCAGAUGGCCGUGGGCUUCUACGGCAGCCGCCAGCCCGCCCCGCUCUACGACCUGGGCUGGUACAGACCCUCUGGGCAGAUGUACUCCACGGCCGCCGACCUGGCCAAGCUGGCCAUGGUCUUCUUGGGCACCUACCACCGCCGGCUGCUGGAGCCUGACACGGUGAAGACCAUGCUGACCCCGCUGCUCGAGUGCUCCAGCGACUACUUUGCCAACAAGACCGGCACGCCCUGGGAGAUCAACGAGCAGCUGGGCUACGAUGUCAUCAGGAAGGAUGGGGACCUCGAUGGCUACUCAGCCACCUUCUCUCUAAUCCCCAAGCUCCACCUGAGCUUCAUCGUGCUCAUGUCAGGGCCCAGGCCUCAGGGUGGGGAUGUUGUGACUCAGACUUACGAGUACCUCAUUCCGGCCAUGGAGACGGCUUUCCGGGAGGCAGAGAAGAGCGUGGUCCCCCCUCCAAACCCCAUCCCUUAUGUUGGCUACUACACCUACUCCAACCUGACUUUCUAUGAGAUCAAAGUUGGCAUUGGUGGGGUGCUGAUCAUGCAGCAGUUUGGGCCUCACGUAGAAGAGCUAAUCCCCGAGAAGUAUCGGACAAUCAAGCUCCACCACCUGGAGGAUCGUGUAUUCCAAGUUGUUUUUGACAAGGAGUUCCCGUGUGUCCUGCACCUGGGCUCUGCCUCCAUCUCCCUGGAGACCCAAAAUGGGCAGCUCUUUAACUUUUACCCCUUUGACCGCAAGGGUUUGUCUCCUGGCUUUGACGCCCCGGGGUUGAACACCUACAACGUGGUGCGUGUGCUCCGCAAGCCCGUGUUCUACAGCUAAACACCCCCUGCUCCCCUCACCUCUUCUGGGAGGUGGCUUCAAAUCUGUGUCUUAUCAGACUCUGGUCGGCUCCAUGGAAGCCACUUAAAAGGGAAAGGUGGUGGCAAAUGGCUCUUUUGCCAAACAAACACUUCUAAAAUGACUUCCCGCUUCUGACAUGGGUUUAAUGGCUGGCAACCCCCCAAAAUGCACAACAGGCCAGCUGGAGAUGCCUGCAGAACAUAAAAAAGAGGUGGGAAUGUGCUGAGGGGAUUGUGUUUGGAUGCCAUAAAAACAAAACUGAGCACUGAAGUGUCCAUGCUUUCCUUGUCUGUUUGAUGACCAUUGUAGUUAUCAACUGGUAUCAUCAAAGGCUGAAAAUGCCCUGUGUCUCUCAGAAAAUAUCUCUUCUUCAGU